GUGGAUAGCAAGAUAUAUAACAAGCCAUAACUUUGUCAACUCCGCUUCAUUGGUUGCCCCAUUGUGCAAAAACGCUGACCGCGCGCGCCGAAUGCAAUAGAUGGUCUAGCAAUUUUCUUAAGUUACCUGGAUUUGCUGGCUUCUCUGCAUAUACAUGUUUUCAAUUUGGGCGGGCUUAAAUUCAAAACGCCGCGCUUGAAUCAUGCCACCGCGUGCCAGGCGUGGUGCACAGGCGCCAGUUCCCGCACGCCAGCUCUCCGGUACUGCUGCCCGAGUACAUGCGCUUGUGAUACAGCUUGCCAAGCAGGGCGAGGCAGAUGGGCACAGCCUGCUGUCCGUCUCAAAGUCGGCCGCUAGCGAGCUCGAACGCCUGCUGGCGGAUGACGAGUUCAGUGCAACCGGCGGGCACCUGGACGCACUCGGCACGUUGGAGUUUUGGGCGUCCGUGUGCGCUGUGCACGUUUACGCGCUCCAUGACUACUGCGCACUAUACCAGGAGAUGCAGCAAUUGCUGGAUCGGCAGGCGCAUCAAAGGACCGAGGCAGCACAGCAGGACCACACGGAGGAGGACGAGGAGGAGGAGACGCCGCAGGUCCAGCGGCUAGCACGACUGCUGGAGCGGACCUCUGUGCUGAUGUUCGGCAUAUGCGGUAUCGUCGCCUCCAGCGACGCCCUGUCUCACAACUCUCCCGGCCACGAGCGGCGCGUGCUGGCGCUGCUGCGUUCCGACACGUUCAAGUCGUACUCGGCCGUGUUUGAUGCGGUGACGCGCGGCCGGCGGCUGCCCAGAAGCCAGGCCGACACCACCGUCCUGGCGUGCGGCUCUCUAAUGGUGCUCAUGAGCAGCUGCACGGGCAUCCACAACGUGCCCUGCCACAGCAACGCCGACUGCAACCUGCAGCUGUACAGCGAGUUCAUCAAGGCUGCUGCUGACAGUCACGUGAUUGACCACGCCUGCCGCGCGGCCAUGCGGUUUCAUGUGAGCGCGACACGGGAGCAGCAGGGGUGCGACGCCAUCGGUGUGACAACGCUCAAGCCCGCGGACCGCGCGCGGCGGCUGGCAGUCGUGGCAGGCCUUCGCCAGCCCCUGGACUACAUGCGCCGGAACCUCAACAUGAUGAUUUACAAGUUGGCAGCGUCGCUGGUGGCUCCGCCACAGCCAGGCACGGACCCCGCGCUGCUGGCGCUGCUGCCGGCCGUGCGCGGGCUGCUGAGCGGCACGGGCGUGCAGAUGUGGGCGGCCAAGCAGCUGCUGGAUGCAGCGCACAUGGUGGAAAAGGCGGCCGCAAGCGAGCUGGGCAUUGCAGCUGCGGCGGACGACGCAGGCAGCGACUCAUUUCUUGGGCUGCCGCUGGCGGCGCGCACGUCGCCUGCCGUUCUGGCAGAGCCCAAGGACGCCGCCGGGCCCAGUGGCAGCGGGCAGCUGCAGCGCCCUCGCAUGGAGCAUGCCACAGUAGCGUUGCAUCUGUCCACGACUGCCGCAAGCGCGCUGUGGCAGCUGACCAUGUCGGGCCCGGUGGCCCUUGCACUCGAGGAUUCCGACGUGGCAGGCGAUGGCGCAGCAGCUGAGGCGGGAGGCGGGGCAGCCGCAGCAUCACAGGCGCACGGCGGCAGCGCUGGUGCCGCCGCGACCGCGGCGGCGGCUGGCGGCCGCAACGUGCUGCCGCCGUCAAUACCAUUCAGCGCCGCGCAGGCCUGCUCACUGGUCUGCAAGGUCCUGGCUAUGGCACUGCCAGGGCAGCGGUCCUGCGCUCAGCAGGGCGACGCGCACUGCCACGAUUCCAUGGCGUUAGCAAUGGCCACGGUGUGUCGGCUUGUGAAGGAGCUGCGUGUGAAGGAGGCGGAGCGCAUCAUGUGCCGCGUUUGGGCGAACGCGAGCGCCUGGCUGCCAGGCCUGGCACCGGGGGCUCUUGAGGCGGCAAGAACCAUGCUGCCGUCGCUGGGCUCCCUGCUGCUGCACGAGUAUGCGGGAGAGGGCGAGGCGCAGGGGGUAAAGGCAGGGGGCUCGCAAGCCUUCGAGCUCAGCUGUCCCCUGGCGCUGCGCACGGCGAUCAGGGCCGGCUUCCUGACCGCUCUGUCGCGGGCCAUCCACGGCUGCAUGCGGGACGUGGAGGCGGGCGUCUCCGCUCGCGGCGCACCGAUGUUGGUGGAGUUCCUGCUUCGCCAGUCGUGCGCUCUGCCGGCGCUGCUGACGCACGGGCCGGAGCAUGAAGUGGUGCGGCUGGUGGAAUCCUUGCGCGUCGCCGCCGCCGUCCUUCCAGACCAGAGGGCCAUGCGCGGCGGGAGAAGCAAUGAAUGCGUGCACUCGUACAGGGCCCUUGUGGUGGCACUGGUGCAGCUGCUGGAGCAUGUCACGGCCGUGUGCAUGUGGGCGCCGCCAAAGGGCCUCAGCAACAGCAGCAGCGGCACCAGAGGGGCGGCCUGCAGCAGUGGCGGCGGCGAUGAAUCCGGCAGCAGCAGUGGCAGCAGCAGUGGAGGCAAUGGUGCUGCUGGUGCGGCCGCGACAGGGCCGGGCUGCCUACCUGGCCAGCCCGUCCCGGACGACCUCGCAGCCGCCAUCGACGGCGCUGCGGCGCUGCUGACGAAGUCCAGUCGGGAGGAUGUGCCGCCGCAGCGGCUGCGGCGGAUGUGGCUGGCUGCUCGCGUAAACGGAGCUAGCGCUUCGCGUAGGGACACGCUGUACGUCCUGCUGCUGUCGAGGCUGCUGCCCACGCUUUCACACAUGCAUCUGCAAGAUCUGUCGAGGCCGGACAUCCCGGCCGACGUGGUUACCGGGCUUACACGCGUCUACAGCGCAGCGGCGAUGCAAGCGCUCAUGGCGCGGCUUGUGAUGUACGGCACACUCGGUGUGAAUGUGGGUGUAGCUAGCGCGCGGCUGCAGUCGUGGCUGAUGCUGCUGGUGCAAGACGGAGAGAUGUCGGACUGGCUGGUAGCGGCGCUGGUUGGCGCGACAAGGCGACGCUGCCCCGAGGGCACCGCGGCGGCGCUCGACCUGCUGGAGGUGCUGACGCUGCUGACGCCAGCGCAGCAGAUGCCGGAGCUGGUGCAGCUGCAGAUGGGGAAGGCAGGGACGCGGCCGCCCUCCGGCGAAGAGCCGCCCGUGCUGCUGGGCACGGCCUGGCUGCGGCAGCAGGGCCGGGUAGAGCUGGUGGAUGCGCUGCUGGAGGCGGGCUGCCACGUGUCGUCUGGGACCGAUGGCAGCAGGAGCAGUAGCAGCAGUAGUGACAGUCUCACUUGCAACUUUAUUGGCAGCGCCUUGAUGAGGCUCGUGGCUGAUAAGCUCAAGCUGCGCUCACUGCCAUUGGAGCUGUCGCCCGGGCAGGCUGUUUGGGACCUGGCAGCGAAAUUCGGCAUCCGCCUGUGCGCCUGGUCUGAUUGCCGCCAGGUGGAGCACCAGGGGCAGCUGAGCGCGUGCGCCCGCUGCCGGGCGGCGAGGUACUGCAGCUCCGAGUGCCAGAAGGCGCACUGGAAGGCGGGGCACAAGACGCAGUGCCCCAGCCUGGGCGCGAUUUGGGCAGCUCUGAACACGGCACCGGCACCUUUGAAUCCGUGAUGGCGCGCCGAUUAGCGGGACGGGCCGUGGUACUGACGAGUGUUGAUGUGAGCUGAUUGUGUGCAACUCGAUAUGUCGGUAGCUUUUUGGGGCUCGAGUACGGCACUGGUAUCAUGGGCAUGCGCAGUGAUGCGGCGGGGCGUGGAGUUGGGGGGGGGGGGGGGUACUAACGAAGGGCGGUUAAGCAUGAUUGGGGCAGCUAGUCAGUGGCUUAAGUACGGUAGUGGAGAUCUGCACCCAUGGCUUGGGAGGAGUCCUGCCGCGUUGACGUUUCUUUAUUGACUUGCACCGCAUACCGUAGCUGUUGUAUCGUGUCAAUUACAUGCACUACAAUGCAAAAGACAGUGGGGUUGUGCAAUGCAGAGGAGCAAUGAGCAUGGCGGCUGGCGCGUCGUGUCUGUGAGAAUGGGCACUUGUGCAUGGCUGGCAAGGUAGCUGCUUGUAUGGGGGUACAUCGGCUAGGUCUGGUGGUUGAGCGCGAGGGUAACAGUUGCUGUGCGGCGCGGCUAGCACGGCUGGAAGCUGGCACUUUGGGGAGGCCAGCUACGGAAGGAGCGCGUGUUAUGGUACCUGUGCAAGGCAAGG
Messenger RNA from Chlamydomonas reinhardtii, 4138 nucleotides. RefSeq lists its product as uncharacterized. Bases 203 to 3553 code for a protein of 1116 amino acids. Gene Ontology annotation, molecular function: kinase activity. The transcript is spliced from 8 exons. NCBI's taxonomy places the organism in Eukaryota, Viridiplantae, Chlorophyta, Chlorophyceae, Chlamydomonadales, Chlamydomonadaceae. The record is from RefSeq and is a predicted model, not a curated record.